This is a messenger RNA of Sycon ciliatum, 1133 nucleotides long. RefSeq names its product complement C1q-like protein 2. Lineage: Eukaryota; Metazoa; Porifera; Calcarea; Leucosolenida; Sycettidae. The transcript has a single exon. The record is from RefSeq and is a predicted model, not a curated record. Bases 110 to 757 code for a protein of 215 amino acids.
AGUAUAAAAGCAGACCUUACGGCCAAGAGAAAGUCAUCGAAAAGCUCAAGCAGCAUUCAGAGCAAAGCGAAACGGUUAGAGAAAAUUGGAAACUUGUUCAACUGACAAGAUGCGUGUCAUUCUCGUUAGCUUUUGCCUCAUUUUGGCCCUCGGCCUGGUCUCCGCCACAGGUCUCGGAUCAGGACAGAUCUGCUUCAAGCCUGUCCGCGGGCCGAAGGGUGACACUGGACCCGAAGGCUCCAUGGGGCCUGCAGGUGUUGAUGGCGACAUGGGACCCACGGGCCCGGCAGGUCCGAUGGGCCCUGCUGGUGAGGAUGGUCAAGAUGGGGAGGAUGGUGAACCAGGUAUGCCCGGUGCACCAGGCGCUAUCACCUUCAUCCCGGUCAAGAUCAUUUUCUCCAACCCAUCCCUGCAAGGACCCAACCCGUACAGAAUCAGCCUGCUCAACUGCAUCUUCGCCUACAGCAAGUUCGCGAGCUGUGCUGGUGGCAACAGCUCUGUCAGCGUCGGCGGUGUGGCCAACUUCGUCCCCAGCGGUGCAACCCUGAUAAACCACGGACACACUCUGCGCAUUCCCUUCAAGACCAGCUACAUGGGUGCUCCAGUAUGUACUGUGCAGCUUGGUCACGUGUUCUCGCACAUCAAGCUGAACUCACAGGCCACCUACCUGGACCUCACUCUGCCCUACAUCUGGCACAAGGUACGCACUGGUAUUCAGAUCGCCUGCCACGGAGCCAUGACCAAUUACCGGGGCUAAACUACUCUGCGUUACAACAGCAGCAGCGGCGGUGGUGGAGGUAAAUUUGCACGUAGCUUCCUACACACGCUGAGGUAUAAUGUUACUAAUGCAGUAGCUGGGAGAUCGCAUGUUCUCUUGGACUGGUUUUCUUGCGACCUCAAUGUGUGCUCGCUGUUCAGAUGAGGGCUUGCAUCAUUUAUCAUACCAGCUGAAUCGCAUCUUAAAUUUAAGGAUGUACAAUUUAUAUAUAUAUCGGUAUAUUAAAGCGAAAACAUCUUUUAUAUCUUCAGAUUAUAGGCACCUUUUCCAAAAUUAUACUCCAUGCCAGCCCAUACCAAGGAAACCCAUCAUACAUGUACAUGUAAAUGUGAACACGCGUACCUUUGAAAUCUCA